Myxocyprinus asiaticus (Chinese sucker) is the source of this 2512-nucleotide messenger RNA. RefSeq names its product protocadherin alpha-5-like. Gene Ontology annotation, biological process: homophilic cell-cell adhesion. The coding region runs from base 125 to 2512 and encodes 795 amino acids. The transcript has a single exon. Gene Ontology annotation, molecular function: calcium ion binding. Gene Ontology annotation, cellular component: plasma membrane. The record is from RefSeq and is a predicted model, not a curated record. NCBI's taxonomy places the organism in Eukaryota, Metazoa, Chordata, Actinopteri, Cypriniformes, Catostomidae.
CACAGCGUCUUUGCAUCGUCUGACUCGUUUUUAGUUUAUAGGUAAGCAACGAUGGGACCAUAAAACAAAUAUUCGUAGAUUGGCAGUGAAAUUGCGUUGGAAGCUUUUCCAGCAAUAUCAGAAAAUGGAACAAAGAGGAUGGUCAUAUCGUCUGGAGCUAUAUGCGAAACUCACUUUCAUUGCUCUAUCGCUUUUGUUCGGGAGAGCAGUUUGGGGACAGAUACGAUAUUCAAUUUCUGAGGAGCAGAAGGACGGAGCUGCAGUGGGAAAUAUAGCGAAGGAUUUGGGUAUUGAUCACAGAACCCUAAAGGAACGAGGAUUUCGCAUCGUAUCGACCUCAGGCGAGUCACUGUUUAGUGUAAACCAGAACGACGGCGUUUUGUAUGUGAACGGUAAAAUAGACAGAGAGGAGGUGUGCGAGAGAAGCACCCCGUGUUUAAUCAAUCUGAAAAUCGCUUUAGAAAAUCCGCUGGAGAUCCACUAUGUUACUGUAGAGAUACUGGAUAUAAACGAUCAUAGUCCACUGUUUCCCGAGAAUGAAAAGCGACUGGAAAUUUGGGAGUCUGCUGUGCCAGGCGCAAGAUACCCGCUACAGGCAGCGCGUGACCCUGACAAUGGAAUUAAUUCGGUUCAGACCUACAAACUUAGUCAAAACGAUCAUUUCCGACUCGAAAUUAAAGACCGUGAAGAAGAUGGUAAAAUUCCCAUUCUGAUUCUACACAAGCCACUCGACAGGGAAAUAACAAACAACAUUAAAUUAGUAUUAACUGCUUUAGAUGGGGGGAGACCUCCUAAAUCAGGCUCAAUUGAAAUACUGAUUGAUAUAUUGGAUAUAAACGAUAAUGUGCCUGUAUUCACGAAAGACGCAUACACAGUUACAUUAAAUGAAAACGCACAUUUAGGCACAACAAUUAUACAGGUGAACGCCACUGAUUCAGACGAAGGUCGAAACGGAGAAGUAGUUUAUGCACUGGGAAAUAAUGUCAAUGAUAAUUUACGCAAACUUUUUGUAGUUAAUUCCAUCACUGGAGAAAUUAUUGUGACGGGUCUUUUGGAUUUUGAGGUGAAAGAUAAAUAUGAGAUUGACAUUCAAGCGUCUGACAAAGGAAUAUUUCCUCUAACAACAGAUAAAAGUGUACUAAUUAAAAUUGUCGAUGUAAAUGACAAUGCACCGGAAAUUGAGGUGACGUCAUUUUCAAUCGCCAUUCCAGAAGACUCAAGACCAGGGACAACAGUUGCUUUAAUAAGUGUUUCCGAUUUAGACUCUGGGCUCAAUGGCAAAGUUUCUUGUUCACUUACCGAUGACAUUCCUUUCAAGUUAAUGCCAUCAUCACAAGAUAAUAUUUACUCAUUAGUUACAACUACAUCCCUUGACAGGGAAACUGAAUUUCAGUAUGACAUCACUUUAGUUGCACGAGAUGCCGGACAGCCACCAUUGUCAACUGUUAAAACUAUAACUGUCCAGGUAUCAGAUGUAAAUGACAAUAGUCCAGAAUUCUCAGUUUCCCCUUAUGCAUUUUAUGUGAUGGAAAAUAAUGUUCCGGGCAAAUCGUUAUUUUCUGUGUCUGCUUUUGACAAAGACUCAAAUGAAAAUGCUGUACUCAGUUAUCAUAUUUGGAGAGACGGUAGCGAUGAAAACAAACAUACAUCUUUCAUUAAUAUAAAUUCUGAAAAUGGAGAGAUUUAUGCGCUAAAGAGUUUUGACUUUGAAACCAUAAAAACAUUCAAUUUCCACGUUGUUGCCACAGACUCUGGAAGUCCGUCUCUGAGCAGUAACGUGACAGUGAACGUGUUUAUUCUGGAUCAGAACGACAAUGUUCCAGUGAUCUUAUAUCCAGUCAGUGCUAAUGGUUCUGCUGAGGGUGUGGAGGAGAUUCCCCGCAAUGUGAACGCAGGUCAUUUGGUGACUAAAGUCAGAGCCUAUGACGCAGAUAUAGGAUACAAUGGCUGGUUAUUAUUUUCACUGCAGGAAGUUAGUGAGCACAGUCUCUUUGGUUUGGACCGCUAUACAGGACAGAUAAGGACCCUUCGCUCAUUCACAGAAACGGACGAGGCCCAGCAUAAACUGGUCAUACUGGUCAAAGACAAUGGGAACGUGUCACUCUCAGCAACAGCGACUGUGAUUGUCAAAGUUGUGGAGCCCAAAGAGGCUUUUGCAGCAUCUGAUGUUAAAAAUGCAGUAAAAGACGAGGAGGAAAACAACGUGACAUUUUAUUUGAUCAUCACUUUGGGCUCGGUUUCAGUGCUUUUUGUCAUCAGUAUCAUCGUGUUGAUUGUAAUGCAGUGCUCCAAAUCUACAGACCAUUCAUCCAAGUAUUUACAAGAGGCAAAUUACGACGGGACUCUGUGUCACAGCAUCCAGUACAGAUCUGGAGACAAACGGUACAUGUUAGUUGGACCCAGAAUGAGUAUUGGAUCUACUAUAGCGUCAGGCAGUAAUAGAAAUACUCUAGUGAUACCAGAUCGCAGGAGGAGAGAUUCUGGAGAGGUAAGAAUCUACAAGGCUUUAUGA